Grammomys surdaster is the source of this 2406-nucleotide messenger RNA. It is a transcript of the gene Traf3ip2, whose product is annotated as TRAF3 interacting protein 2. Gene Ontology annotation, biological process: positive regulation of canonical NF-kappaB signal transduction; humoral immune response. The record is from RefSeq and is a predicted model, not a curated record. The transcript is spliced from 9 exons. Bases 408 to 2093 code for a protein of 561 amino acids. Lineage: Eukaryota; Metazoa; Chordata; Mammalia; Rodentia; Muridae.
GAGCAAGAAAAAACAGUCUGAAUACUAGUUCAGUCUCCGUGAGACACCUUCUCUGGAGCUGCAGAAGCCCGGGGCAUUCCUCGCAGUUUCUUAUCUGGGUGGUAAAAGCAGGAUGCAGCCUAAUUGGUUGCUGGUUCUCUCUGGUGAACACAGGAGGUUUCUGUUUUAAGAAAUAAAGUGACUUCUCAGCGGUUGAUUCACUGCCCCACGGGGAGACUGCUGAGCGGAGGCUUCCUCUCCGUGGAGAUUUGCAUACAACAUUCACUUCCUGCUCGAGAGCCUGCUCCACCACCUACCUGGACCUGGAGAGGGCGAGGGAGGUCUGAGCGGCCCAAGGUGGAUCCCCGAGAGCAGAGGCAGCGACCACCCCCCGGGCCCGUCUGUCGGUGGCGAUCUUAGAGACUAGAAUGAAUCGAAGCAUUCCCGUGGAGGUUGAUGAAUCAGAACCAUUCCCGAGUCAGUUGCUGAAACCGAUCCCAGAAUAUUCUCCAGAAGAGGAAUUGGAACCACCUGCCUCAAAUACAAGGAACACGGCACCCAGCAGCUUGUCUGUACUCCAAUACCCUCCCCUGAAACUUGCAAAUCACCAGCCCGUGUCACCACAGGUCACCUGCCUGCGUGCCAAAGUCCUGGAGGAGGGUGAAGCCAGUUUCGUUAGAAGGCACCCCGAUCUUGGGAAAGAUGUUUCCUCAUGUUCCUCUGAAGCCAGCGAGCCUGAGUCUGAGUCUGAGGAGUCUGAGCUUGGAGCCCUCCCUCCAGAGCACCGGUUUGUACUUAUGGAAAAACGCAGUAGAUGGCUGAGGUCUCAGCUUUCAGCAGCUUCUCCCAACACUGGCCAUGACUCAGACAAAUCGGACCCAAGUUUACCUAAUGUUUUGGCAGACUCCUCCAGUGAUGGCCAAGAGAUGAUGCCCCGGCCCCGGCCCCAUCCCUGGCCCCGGCCCCAUAGGAACAGGGCAGCCCCAGACGUGCCCACGAUAGACACUGGGUAUGAUUCCCAGCCCCAAGAUGUCCUGGGCAUCAGACAGCUGGAGAGGCCAUUGCCUCUCACUUCCUCAUGUUACCUGCAGGAUCUCCCUGGGCCUCUGAGAUCCAAGGAGUUUCCUCAGUUUGAACUUCAGAGGUUUCCAGCAAACGCACAGAUGCUGCCUCUCAAUCCUUCCCCACAGGCUCCGUGGAACUAUCAGUACUACUGUCCGGAAGGGCCCUAUCAUCACCAGGUGCCAUAUGGUCAUGGCUACCCUCCAGCAGCAGCCUACCAGCAAGUCAUCCAGCCUGCUCUGCCUGGGCAGGCCCUUCCUGGGGCAAGGGUGAGAGGCCUGCGCCCUGUGCAGCAGGUCAUCCUGAAUGACUCCAGCCCCCAGGACCAAGAAGAGAGGCCUGCACAGAGAGACUUCUCUUUCCUGAGGUUCCCAAGGGACCAGCUCUACCACCCUCUGGCUAACGGAGCUGGAGCUCCUGAGGAGUCCUUGGACCGUCCUGCAGAGCUGAGACCACAUGGUCCCCAGGCUCCAUCCCCAGCUGCUGUGCCUAGACCCCCUAGCCACCCCUUAGCCCGAGGAACUCUAAAAACCAGCAAUUUGCCAGAGGAAUUACGGAAAGUCUUCAUCACCUAUUCUUUGGACACAGCCAUGGAGGUGGUGAAAUUUGUGAACUUUCUGUUGGUGAAUGGCUUCCAAACUGCGAUUGACAUAUUUGAGGAUCGAAUCCGGGGUAUUGAUAUCAUUAAAUGGAUGGAACGGUACCUUCGAGAUAAGACAGUGAUGAUAAUCGUAGCAAUCAGCCCCAAAUACAAACAGGAUGUGGAAGGCGCUGAGUCGCAGCUGGGCGAGGACGAGCAUGGCUUACACACUAAGUACAUUCAUCGGAUGAUGCAGAUUGAGUUCAUAAAUCAGGGAAGCAUGAACUUCAGAUUCAUACCUGUGCUCUUCCCAAACGCCAAGAAGGAGCAUGUGCCGACCUGGCUUCAGAACACUCAUGUUUAUAGCUGGCCCAAGAAUAAGAAAAACAUCCUGCUGCGGCUGCUCCGAGAGGAAGAGUACGUGGCUCCUCCCCGAGGCCCUCUGCCCACCCUUCAGGUGGUACCCUUGUGACGACAGCCAUCUCCAGCUCAGUGCCAGCCUGUUCUCACAGCAUUCUUCCAGCAGAGCUGGUUGGUGGCACUCAGACCCCGGAACACCUCUUCUACAGAGUUCCCUGUCUCCUGAGUCUGAGCUGUCCUUGCUGGGCUUCCAGUGCUUCAGUGAGUCAAUACUACAGGUGCCAGCAGCAAACGCCUAUGACCACAAAGUCCCUCAUCACUUCAGCUACUUUUAUGAGUCGGCCAGAUGUUCUGUGUCCAUAGACCAAUCUGAAUCAUGCUCAAAUAAUAAAAUGAUUAUUCUUUGUAAGAACGUGUUUAUCUCA